UGUGCGCAACUCCGUUGUGAAAACAUGUGCUUAUCCUAACCUCUUUUCUAACCUAUUUCGUGCUGUUUUGAGUUUUAUAACAAAAAUGUCAAAUUAUUGUUUUAUUUGUACUCAUCUUUUAACUGAAGGUCAAACUGUAACUGUUAAUCGUGGUAUGAAGACAUUGAUUAAUGCGAGUAUUGAAAGAGAUGAUGGAUUUUCGAAAUAUCUUAUAAAACAAAAAAGUGUAACAAUACAUGAGGAGUGUCAUAAAAAUUAUACACGAAAGUGUUCUAUUGCUGUACUCACCAAAAGAAAACACGAAGAACAAGAAGCCAGUACAUAUACAAGGUCAUCAGUAAGUCCUCCUCGUACUAGAUCACGUUUAAGUGAUUCAGCUUUUUCUUUUAAAAAACAAUGCUUAUUUUGCGGCAAUGAAUUGAAUGAAAAUUCUGAGAAAAAAAUCCCUACAUCGUCGCAGUAGCAUUUGUGAGGGUGUUUUAAAGUUUUUAUUGGAUCAUACGAAAAAUGAAGAUGUUGAGGGGCCGAAAAGCCAAGAAAUGGAUGUAGAGAAAAAACAGUUUCUUGAAUCAGCUUUAAAUACUAUGACCACAGACGUAAUGAAAGAGUUUCAGAUGGCAAUAUUUAUUUUAGAAAACCAAGAAUCAACAGUUGCUGACAAAGUUAAGGCUUUGCAUAUAAUCAGGGAGAGUAUUGACGACAUAGAUUUUGCAAAUAGUUUCGUGAACGCUGGUGGUUCUGUAUAUUUAGUUCAAAACCUAAAUCACAUAGAUUGUGAAAUAAGGAUCUUAACUGCCUACAUAAUUGCAGAAAUGUCACAAAAUAACCCAGUAUGUCAAAAACAUUUUGUUGAUGCAAAAACAAUUCCAGCGCUUAUAAGAUAUUUGAAUCAAUCGAAUGAAGUUGCAAACAGUAGCUUACAUGCAAUAUCAUCUUUAUUACAAAAUUUUGAACCUGGUAUAGUGGAGUUUCUGAACGUAGAUGGAAUACAAAUAUUAUUAUCCUGUUUGGAUGUAAGCAAUGCAAAAAUGUUUGAAAGAGUUUGUUUUUUAAUCGGAAAAUUAGCAGAGCGAGAAGAUUUGCGAGAUGAGUUGAUCGAAAAAUCAGCAAUUAUUCGGUUGAUAAAAUGUUUACCUGUGAGUUUUGAUGCAUAUAAUAGCAGUCUGGAGACGGCGCUUUAUGCACUUUCUGAACUUUCAAAAAGUAAUAAGUGGAUGAUUGAAGAAAGUCAAGAAGGAAAAUUGAAAGAAUUAGCUACUAGUGUUACUGAAAAUAUUACGAGUGUAGAAGAAUAUGGGUUUAUCGACAUUCAUGCGCAAUUCUUCGGAAAUUGGAGACACAUACGAAUUCAAGAUGAAAUGGUCCCCACUACUAAAAAUUCAAAGAUGAAAUGGUGUCACUUAUAAAAUUUUAAUUAGUCAUUAAAAGAGUUGUAAUAACUUAAAUAUAUUUGAAUAUACAUGCAUAAACUCAA
Messenger RNA from Bactrocera oleae (olive fruit fly), 1474 nucleotides. Lineage: Eukaryota; Metazoa; Arthropoda; Insecta; Diptera; Tephritidae. The record is from RefSeq and is a predicted model, not a curated record.